AGCUCUCACAUGCUGGGCUCGUGAGAUGCAUCAGUCGCAUUUGAGGGUUGGCGACAUUUGAGCGGCAAGUAAGUGAAAAGUACCUGAUAGCAACAUCUGACAAGGACACAAGCACGCAGCAGAGAGUAAGUAAAUCGACAGACUGAUAGUUCAAAUGGCCUCGUGUUGGUGCGACAAACAGGGAAAUGCGAUCGGAUGCGGGACGAUCGCCAUCAAGACUGGCCGAUCCGCUUUGGUUGCAUUGGACAAGACAAAUGUGACGGACAGCUGGAGGGUUAGAACUUCUUUUUUAAUUUUUGUAUUUUUUUAUUUUUGCAUCAGCCUGCAGUCAAACAUCGGGUUUGUUGCUGGGCAUGGAUUUGAUUCACCUGGGAUCCCCCACCCUGUGGUGAUGAUGGGGUUGAAGGGAAAAGAAGUACUGCAAUUCGGGGGAAGUUGAAGUGGGCUCGGGAUUGUUACUUCAUUCUUCCUGACUUCAACCUUCCUUCCUCAACUGCUUCCGGACUUCUUCCUCUCCGCCGGAGCUUCUUCCUACUUUCACUUCUGCCUCUCAUUGUCUUCU
Aspergillus costaricaensis CBS 115574 is the source of this 562-nucleotide messenger RNA. RefSeq lists its product as uncharacterized. The transcript has a single exon. The coding region runs from base 155 to 439 and encodes 94 amino acids. Lineage: Eukaryota; Fungi; Ascomycota; Eurotiomycetes; Eurotiales; Aspergillaceae. The record is from RefSeq and is a predicted model, not a curated record.